Molecule: messenger RNA, 1648 nt
Organism: Melitaea cinxia (Glanville fritillary)
Lineage: Eukaryota; Metazoa; Arthropoda; Insecta; Lepidoptera; Nymphalidae
Product: cell growth regulator with RING finger domain protein 1-like
Exons: 7
Coding region: 427-1350 (307 amino acids)
Biological process (GO): negative regulation of cell growth
Source: RefSeq, a predicted model, not a curated record
AUAGUCUGUGAAUACGCACUACACUGUCCUUACGGCUUACAUUCAGUCGUUCACUCAAUCAGAUAAGUACUGUCGUCGUAUUUCGUCCGAAUAUUGUCAUUCUGUCAAAUUACGUACUACGAGGCGCUACGUUCGUCUCGAGCUCAACUCGAUUCACGAUCGAUGAUGUUUUUGUUGUUAUUAUAGACAAUAAAAACAUCGUUCCGACCGUUCAAUUUAUACUGAGGUUAGACUAUUGCGACUACGUGAAAUAAUUGGGCAAUAUCGCUCGCUUUGGAUUGUUGACGAAAUUCGCGAAAUAGAAGCAGAGUAACAGAGUUAACGGGAGAUGUAGUGUUGUGCCGAAUGAAGUGUAAUGUGUGAUUCGUGUGAUCCUCGUGUAAUCUUAAGUUUCGUUUUUAUUUUGUGAUAACACCGUGUGAUAAAAUGGGUACCACGGGACUGACGCUGGCAGAUUUGCCGAAUAUAUUUAUUAUGAUAGGCGCCCUCGUUGCGCUUUUUGUUAUGCUAGUCAUACUUCUCAGGAACAUGGAAGUAAUAGGUAUAGUCGGUGAGGGCAGAGAAGACACAUGGCCGAGAGCCAUGCAGCCUCCCAGGCUGUUGAUGCAACGUGUCCAUAUACCGUUCACAUUUAAGUUACAAGAAAAUGAGCCAAUAGGCUACAGUGGAGUGAGAUGCUGUGUCUCCUCAACGGUGCGGUACUGGCACGCGAGCUGGUGGGGCGCGCCGGUCAGUGACUUGCAUCAGACGCUCUGGGGCACGCUCCCGGAAAUUCUUGCGUCUAGACAUUUGAACUUCACGAGAAGCAGUUCUCACGACGAGAAAGAAAUGAAGUUAUCAUCGGAGCCCCUACAGUUAGGUCCCCCGCCUCGAUCCCGCUACCCGCUGGUCGUGAUCCUAGCCCGCGACCAGCGAGACACAGCGGAGCUCAGGCCGGAUGACACGGUAGCGCUGGUAACGGUCGUCCACAUCCGAGACGAUCAGUGUCCGCUGCCCAGCGGCAUCAUAGCGCAGUACUUGAAGCAAGCGAACGGACACUUGUCCUGUCUGAAGCAACUGUACGUGUCGGGCGAGGCGGGCGAGGGCGAGGGCGAGGGCGAGGCGGGCGGCGGGUACGCGCGCGAGGCGCUGUGCUGCGUGUGCGCCGCCGCGCCGCUGUCGCGCGCGCUGCUGCCGUGCCGCCACGCCUGUCUGUGCGCGCGCUGCCUGCCUAAACUGGACAAGUGCCCGAUUUGCCGCAGCGUAAUAACGAGCUACUUCUGCAUCAGAAACGAAGAGGAGCCUCUUUCAGAACUAAAACAGAACUUUCCCCUCAACAGACGCCUUCUCAAUCUAUUCCACUACCACUAGUAGUAAGUGCAAGUAAAAUUUUAUGAAACGUCUAAUCUUCCAAAGGUUUGUCUGGUUUUUGUUCGAAGGCAAAUGAAAGCGGCAAAGUAAUAAUUUAUUUACAAUAUUCACUACAGUAUUCACAGGUAAUAUGAUUUUUAGCGAAGAAGUACAAAUAAACGGCAGACGGCAUUUACGGCAGAGAAAAAUACAAACUCACAUGGAGAGUUGAAUUAGACGAUUAUUCUGAAACAUUUAAUGUUGUAAAUUAAUCAGAGUAACGAUUGUUUGUAAAGAUACGGUUAAAACUUUGGUUGAC